Molecule: messenger RNA, 2880 nt
Organism: Trifolium pratense (red clover)
Lineage: Eukaryota; Viridiplantae; Streptophyta; Magnoliopsida; Fabales; Fabaceae
Product: protein CHROMATIN REMODELING 19
Exons: 12
Coding region: 219-2492 (757 amino acids)
Cellular component (GO): nucleus
Molecular function (GO): DNA binding; ATP binding; ATP-dependent chromatin remodeler activity
Source: RefSeq, a predicted model, not a curated record
UAAAUUAAGAAACUAAAAAGGAAGCUAGAGAAUUAGUAAAGUUUUUGACGGGCGUCAUCACGGGUACCGUAGUCCUAACGUCGAUCGAGUAGUACACUGCCUCAUUGUCCCUUCCGUAUACGCAUCUUUACACAUUCCCCGCGCUCAUCGCUCUUUUUACAACACUUUCCUCUCAUUUCUCUCUCCGACCUUUCAUCAAACACCUUCUAGGUCACACAAUGAAACCCGAGUUAUACGAAAUCUCAGACGACGAAUGGGAAAAUCACUCUUUCAAACCCUCACGAGUUCUCAAACGACCUCGCUCUCCACCGCCGCCUCUCGACUCCUUCGCUUAUAAACCUCUUUCGGAACCCCAACCCGAACCCGUUGCUUCCUCCGACGACGAUUGCGUCGAAAUCAAUCACAUAGCCGAUAAUAACAACAACACCACCACCAACAACAACAACUUUGAAUGUCUCGAUGAUUUAGAGGAUGCUGAUGUGGAUGAUGUUGAAGCGGCUCCAACGGCGAGACCUGGAAGGAGGUUUAUAAUCGAUGAUGAGGAUGAGGAGGAUGCCGGAGGCGUCGGUGAUAAUGUUGAUGUUGAAGUGUUUGAUAUUGAUUCAACGGAAGAUGAAGUGGAGGAUGCGAUUGAUGAAGGGAAUGAAGAUGAUUUGGUUGGUAAGGCUUUGCAAAAGUGUGCGAGGAUUUCUGUGGAGUUGAAGGGAGAGUUGUUUGGGUCUUCUGGAGUUGCUUGUGAGAGAUAUUCUGAGGUGGAAUCUUCUUCAGUUAGAAUCGUUACUCAGGAUGAUGUUGAUGUUGCAUGUGGUUCCGAGGAUUCGGAUUUUCAACCUCUGUUAAAGCCGUAUCAACUUGUUGGUGUUAAUUUCUUACUUCUGUUGUAUCGGAAGAGAAUUGGAGGAGCUAUAUUGGCAGAUGAAAUGGGCCUUGGCAAAACGGUUCAGGGAAUCACAUAUUUGAAUUUGUUGAAUCACUUGCACAAUGAUUCUGGUCCACAUCUUAUAGUUUGUCCUGCUUCUGUUUUGGAAAACUGGGAAAGGGAACUAAAGAAAUGGUGUCCAUCCUUUUCUGUUCUUCAAUAUCAUGGAGCUACACGCACAGCAUACUGCAAGGAGUUGAACUCUUUGUCCAAGUCAGGAUUGCCUCCCCCAUUUAAUGUUCUUCUUGUGUGUUAUUCACUUUUUGAACGGCACAGUGCACAGCAGAAAGAUGAUCGUAAAAUCCUGAAACGUUGGAAGUGGAGCUGUGUGCUGAUGGAUGAGGCACAUGCUUUGAAGGACAAAAAUAGUUUUAGGUGGAAAAAUCUGAUGUCUGUUGCUCGAAGUGCGAACCAACGCUUGAUGCUGACAGGGACACCACUUCAAAAUGAUCUACAUGAGUUAUGGUCUAUGUUAGAGUUUAUGAUGCCUGAUAUUUUUGCUUCUGAGGAUGUUGAUUUAAAAAAGUUACUAAGUGCAGAAGAUAGAGAUUUAGUUAGUCGUAUGAAGUCUAUCUUAGGGCCAUUUAUUUUGCGGCGUCUGAAAUCUGAUGUAAUGCAACAACUUGUUCAAAAAACACAGCAGGUUCAAUAUGUCAUAAUGGAAAAGCAACAGGAACAUGCAUACAGGGAAGCCAUUGAAGAGUAUCGCGCUUUUUCAAAAGCUCGGCUAACAAAAUGUUCUGAUUUGAACUCAAAAAGUAUUCUUGAAGCUCUUCCUCGACGGCAAAUAAAUAAUUAUUUUGUUCAGUUCCGGAAGAUAGCAAACCACCCCUUGUUGAUACGGAGAAUUUAUAAUGAUGAGGAUGUUGUUCGCUUUGCUAGGAAGCUGCAUCCUAUAGGUGCUUUUGGCUUUGAAUGUACCAUGGACAGAGUUAUAGAGGAGCUUAAAAGUUACAAUGAUUUCUCCAUUCACCGGCUUUUACUUCAUUAUAGUAUCAAUGAUAGAAAGGGGAUCCUUUCAGAUAAGUAUGUUAUGCUUUCUACAAAAUGUCGGGCUUUAGCAGAGCUUCUUCCAUCACUAAAGAAGAGUGGUCAUCGUGUCUUGAUCUUUAGUCAAUGGACAUCAAUGCUUGAUAUAUUGGAGUGGGCUUUGGAUGUCAUUGGGUUGACCUACAAACGACUUGAUGGAAGCACACAGGUAGCAGAGAGACAAACAAUAGUCGACACAUUCAAUAAUGAUACUUCAAUAUUUGCAUGCUUGCUUUCCACUAGAGCUGGUGGACAAGGCUUAAACUUAACUGGAGCCGAUACAGUUGUGAUUCAUGACAUGGAUUUUAAUCCACAGAUUGAUAGACAAGCCGAAGACCGUUGUCAUCGAAUUGGACAAACAAAGCCUGUAACCAUUUAUAGGCUGGUGACAAAGGGAACAGUUGAUGAAAAUGUGUAUGAGAUUGCAAAGAGAAAGCUAGGAUUAGAUGCUGCUGUUCUAGAGACCACAGAAGAGAUCAAAGAAGGGGACAUGCCUGAGAAGACCAUGGGAGAGAUAUUGUCCGCAAUUUUGUUAAAAUAUUGAGCCAAAGAAAACAUUCAGUUUUAUUCAUCAUCGGCUGUGUUCUACUUUUUCUCCUUAGGUUCGCACUUCGUUUCCUUUUGUACCGAUCUUAAUUAUCCAUUUAGAAUUAAGACAAAUUGGCCACCUUUGAAAUCGGUACAAAAGACAGCUCGCUGCCCUAGAAAUUAGUAAGAUUGCCAAAUUGAUGUAAAUUAAGUCUUUAUUCAUGUAUUGAUGACAUGAAUAAUCUCUAUAGGUAGAUAGAUCAAUAGGAGAGUUAGUGUAAAAUGGCAGAAUUAGAAGCCUCUUUGAACAAAGCUCUUGAUUCGCAACUUUGUUCAUUGUUAAUUGUAGAGUAUUGAAUAUUUAUACUUUCAAGUUGCAACUUUUUAUUAGUAUGUUUGUUCUA